Molecule: messenger RNA, 606 nt
Organism: Python bivittatus (Burmese python)
Lineage: Eukaryota; Metazoa; Chordata; Lepidosauria; Squamata; Pythonidae
Gene: CIMAP3
Product: ciliary microtubule associated protein 3
Biological process (GO): regulation of cell projection organization
Molecular function (GO): cytoskeletal protein binding
Source: RefSeq, a predicted model, not a curated record
AUGAUCCCCAGCCACCGCCAGCUUGCGUGGGAGCUCACAGAUGUACAGAAGCGAAAUUCAUUUGGGUCAUCUCAGGAAAAGAAAAUUUUCCCCUUUUUUCAUGCACCAGACCGAUUAGGUAAUGCAUAUAUACCAAUUAAAGGUGAUCCUGAUCGUGGACCAGGAGCUUAUAACCAUGCAGAGAGGAACAACCUUAUAUAUAACUUGGCUAACAGACCAGAGAGUACUAAAGGGUACACCAUGGGAGCAAGAACAACACCACGUUUUGAAUUAAUAAACAAGCAUGUGACCCCUGCGCCUACAACGUAUCAGUCAAUAUGGAUCAAAGAGCACAAGCAUAAGACUGCGCACUUCCCAUUCCACAGCAGCAUACCCCGGUUUUCAGAGCAGGUUCGAGAUAGAGAGCUCUUUCCUGGACCUGGAACUUACAACCCAUACAAGAUGCCCCACAGGCAUGUCACCUGGCCAGGGAAGUUUGGUUCCCCAGACUGGUCUUUAGUACCAAUGCCACAGAAAAGAACUUUCAGAGCUGAGCUGCUCACAGAUAAAGAAUUCAAGAGACAUCGGAACCUGGUGGCCUAUCUGAGCAUAUAUUAUAGUGAUUAG